Messenger RNA from Brassica rapa (field mustard), 1722 nucleotides. RefSeq names its product 3-phosphoinositide-dependent protein kinase 2. The record is from RefSeq and is a predicted model, not a curated record. Gene Ontology annotation, cellular component: cAMP-dependent protein kinase complex. NCBI's taxonomy places the organism in Eukaryota, Viridiplantae, Streptophyta, Magnoliopsida, Brassicales, Brassicaceae. Gene Ontology annotation, biological process: protein phosphorylation. Gene Ontology annotation, molecular function: cAMP-dependent protein kinase activity; ATP binding.
AUCGAAUUGAGAAAGUUCUCGUCUUAUGUAAUAGAUCCAAUGUGGGGACUUGUCGAGAUGUAGAAGAAAGUUGAUGACAAUGGAGAAUGAAUUUGAUUCAAAGCUUUCUCUUCAAGGGAAUGGUGAAGGCAGCAGCAUAUCAAGAAGCAAGAGCUUCGCAUUCAAGGCUCCUCAGGAGAAUUUCACCAUCCAGGAUUUCGAGCUCGACAAGAUCUAUGGCGUUGGCUCUUAUUCAAAGGUUGUUAGGGCGACGAAGAAGAAGGAUGGAGGCGUGUAUGCGUUGAAGAUCAUGGACAAAAAGUUUAUCACCAAGGAGAAUAAAACAGCUUAUGUCAAACUCGAGAGGAUUGUUCUUGAUCAGCUUGACCAUCCUGGGAUUGUCAAACUCUUCUUCACAUUUCAAGAUAACUUCUCACUAUACAUGGCGCUUGAAUCUUGCGAAGGUGGGGAGCUUUUUGACCAAAUCACCAGAAAAGGUCGUCUAUCAGAGGAUGAAGCUCGGUUCUACGGUGCAGAAGUUGUGGAUGCUCUUGAGUAUAUACAUACUAUGGGACUGAUACAUAGAGAUAUUAAGCCGGAGAAUCUGUUGCUGACUUCAGAUGGACACAUUAAGAUUGCUGAUUUUGGUAGUGUAAAGCCAAUGCAAGACAGCCAGAUCACUCUACUUCCCAAUGCAGCUUCCGAUGAUAAGGCCUGCACUUUUGUCGGUACGGCUGCAUAUGUUCCUCCUGAAGUUCUCAACUCCUCUCCAGCAACUUUCGGAAACGAUCUUUGGGCACUGGGCUGCACUCUGUACCAAAUGCUAUCAGGAACAUCUCCAUUCAAAGACGCAAGUGAAUGGCUGAUUUUCCAAAGAAUCAUUGCUAGAGACUUAAAGUUCCCAAAUCAUUUCUCAGAAGCAGCAAGAGACCUCAUCGACCGGUUGCUGGAUACAGAUCCUAGUAGAAGACCAGGAGCUGGACCAGAAGGUUAUGCUUCUCUCAAGAGACAUCCUUUCUUCAAAGGAGUUGACUGGAAAAAACCAAGAUCACAAACUCCUCCAAAACUAGCUCCAGAUCCUUCGUCUCAGUCAGCAUCUCCUGAGAGAGACGGUUCUCCAUGGAACCCAACACAUGUUGGAGAUGCCUCAGCCAUGCAGAACAAUGGUCCCUCUUCAACUUCUGAAUCCUCUGGUUCCAUAACCAGGCUUGCCUCCAUAGACUCUUUUGAUUCGAGAUGGCAACAGUUUCUUGAACCGGGAGAAUCGGUUAUAAUGCUAUCAGCAGUGAAGAAGCUACGGAAAAUCACGAGUAAGAAGGUGCAGCUGAUACUCACCAACAAACCGAGACUGAUCUACGUCGAUCCAUCAAAGCUUGUUGCCAAAGGGAAUAUCAUCUGGUCUGAUAACUCCAGUGACCUCAACGUUCAAAUCUCAAGUCCUUCCCAUUUCAAGAUUUGCACACCGAAGAAGGUUCUAUCGAUUGAAGACUCGAAACAACGAGCUUUGCAGUGGAGAAAGGCAAUUGAAACUCUUCAAAACCGUUGAGGCUCCUAGGCUGAUUGUGUCCAUUCAUUACAUCCCAAUUUGUUAUUUUUUUCCUUUUGAUUUUUGUUUCUUUCAAUAUAAUUCAAUUGAUUACUAUCACUACAUCUGGUUUGUAUGCAUAAGAGAAGAGUCUUUCCCAAUUUGUUAUUUUUUUAUUUUUGUUUCUUUCAAUAUAAUUCAAUUGAUUACUAUCACUA